UUUUUCAAUUUUGUAAUGGAUAUUUACAAGCAUUACAUCUACAAAUUGCGUGAACAAGCUUUAAAAGAGCCCUACAUCUAUCUUCUUAACGAAGAUAUAAUACCGAAACUGAAACAAUAUAUCCAUGAGCUCAAUGCAAUAUCCUUUAAUGAAGACGCAUAUCACACUUACUAUGGCGAAAUUAAGACCAUUGUCAACAGCUUUAACAUUUAUUGGACUGAUAAAAUGGACGAUGCUAUCAGGGAAGCCGAUAGAUGCAGCCAUUGCAUUAACUUGGCAGAACUAACUGAAAUGGCUCAAAAAACAUUUAAAAUGCACAAAGUUAAACAAGCAGAUUUUGAAAGCGAAUUCCUCCCACUUAAUACACAGUUAGAAGAACAAUUAUACAAAAAAGUUAUAGAUAAAUAUAACACAUUUAUGGAAACCUUUGAAGAGUUUACUGAGAAUCUAAAAAAGCUCGACAAGCAGGAAAAAGUUGAAGCGUUCGCAAAAGAACAUUUUCCGUUUUCUCUGAAGAGAAAAAACGAUGUGUUUGUCUUCACGUAUAAUUUUAUCUCCACUGAAUUAAGUUUGGCUGUUGAUAAAAUUCGCAUAAGUAUCGAGGAGAUUUUCAAACGCCUGGGAAGCAAUUUGCGCUCGGUACGCGAACAGACGGACUCGAGCGUCUCAGACCUGCUCAUGCAACUUUACGAGAAGAAUAAAGAGCACCUGAAUCUGUCCCGGCGAGACAUUCGCAAGUCUGUGGAGAUUGCAGAGGUUCAGCGUAGCAUUGAUCUCAUAAAAGACAAAAUAGUGGAUUCCAAACAACUCCCGAUCCUGCGUCUGCAGGAAGAAUGUAAAUACUGGGAGGACAGGAUACGAGAGUUUGACCACAUCUAUCAGAGCUUGAAAAAGCUUCGCGAGGAAGAGGCCCAAUUGCUUGAACAGGAGAAGCUUUAUAACUCUAUGAAAGAGUGUGAAAUUCCGGAGUCUAAACAAAAGUGCUGGGACAUCAUGGACGAUAAGUUGAAGGGAAAACUGCAAGAAGUAAAGACAUUAAAACUGAACGCUGCAAAGACUUUACAUACAUUUUUCAGCGUUCGAGGUCCAGAUAGGGUUAUGUACUCGGACAACGUCGGCAGAUACUACGUGGACGAAUACGGCCACCAGUGCUACGUGUUUAAUUAUGGACACGUAGUGUACCACGUCAACUGUCAGGGAGAGUACGUUGAUAUUCCCGACAAAGAUAAAUAUUUUUAUGACGAGAUGGGCCGCUUUUACAUAGACAAAAACACGCAGGAAAAACUGUAUAAAGUGGCGCCUUGCUCGAGCUCUUACAGAAUUGAGAACGAUAUAUUCGUGAAGCAAACCAAGGACUGUGGACAUUCAGAAACAAAUAACCCAGAAUGUCGAAUGUUGGUCAGAGAUCCUAAUGAUAAGGUGUUACUGCCACUGAUUGAAUCUCAGAAUAUUAAAGGUAAACUAGACACCGAAGCGGUAAAGUAUCUCUGGGACACAUUUGGGCACGUCCUCCCCGAGGUGUUGCACGACGUGGCAGAACAACAACCCAGGAACCCCAUGCACACGCUGGCUCACAAACUACUUGUGUAUAAAUACAAACAUUCGAAUGAAGAAAUGGAACGCAAAAAGAAGGAAGCUGAUUUGUAUCGCAGUAAAAUAUACCAAGACCGUCUAGAGAAAGCAAGCACAAGUUACAAGGCGUGGAAAAAGAAGCAAACUCGGCGAAGGAAGCCGGACGAAAUCGACGACUGCGAGGAAAACAUGGCGUACAACAUACAAAUACAGAAACGAGAUUGCGUACAAAUGUGUGUUGAAUAUGAUACUUAACAAAUGAUUAGAUAAAGAUUUUGUAAAUGUGUUAAUUUAUUAUUAAACCUAUUUAGCCGACUGUGUAUUUGGCGAGUAGAGCUAA
Bicyclus anynana (squinting bush brown) is the source of this 1912-nucleotide messenger RNA. RefSeq lists its product as uncharacterized. The transcript has 9 exons. The record is from RefSeq and is a predicted model, not a curated record. Lineage: Eukaryota; Metazoa; Arthropoda; Insecta; Lepidoptera; Nymphalidae. Bases 16 to 1827 code for a protein of 603 amino acids.